AUGUCUAACCCGAAUAAUACUGCUGGAGCAAAGCGGCCAUGGGGCACCAAGCUGUACUCCACCUUAACGCACGACAGGUCUAACGCAUACCAGCAGCAACAGCACCAGCAACAGCAGCAGCAGCAGCAACAGCACCAGCACCAGCAGCAGCAGCAGCAACAGCAGCAGCCAGAUAUUAUAGGAGGAGCACGAGGGAGAUCCCCUAGUUUGCGUCGUGUGGGUGAACUAUUCAGGAAGUUUAUCGGACCUGCCUGUGGCAAUCACGUGGCUGAUCCAGAAACAGCAGCAGCGCCUUCAGCAGCAGCAGCAGCACGUGCAGCAGCAGCAGCAACACCGGAGGCGAAUUCACAUGCUGCAUCAGCACGCCCAAGAAACCGUUCGCAUUCUGUUGAGCAAUUCUUAAGACGACUAUUACCAACAGCAUCAACAGCAAAGCCUCGCAAGUCCGAUACACCACAGUGUGCUUCGGCUGCAAAUGUUGGUGCUGCUGCUGCCGCUGCCGCUGCAGCAGCUGCUGUGGCUACUGCUGCGGAGUGCGGCAGCAACGCAAAGCACACAAAUCAUAAAGUGACGGGCCAGCAGCAGCUGCACCCAGAGCAGCUGUGGCAGAAACAGCAGCAGCAACAGCAGCAGCAACGUAGCAAUGUCCGCGGCAGAACACAGCAGCGGUGUGGGGCCAAUGGAGUGCUGCCCCGCAGCAACUGCAACAAGGCCAGUACUCCGACAACAGCAGUCGCAGCAGCAGCAGCAGCAGCAGCGGCAGCAGCAGCAGCAACAGCAGCAGCAGUUUCUGCAGCAGGGGCUUCCCCUGCUGGAUGCGACGAGGAAUUCUUUAGGGAAGAAGAGGAUGCAGCAGCAGCAGUUACUGCAGCAGCAGCUGCUGCUGCUGCUGCUGCUGCAGCGGCAACACAGACACAGCGGCACACCAAUACGGGAAGGCGUGUGGCCUCUCCUUUGCUGCAGGGCAGCAGCUGCAGCAAAGAGCAGAGGAGCAGCAAGACAGAGCACCCCUUUACUUGUCCCAUUCAAGGCCCUUCAUUUGUUGCAGAGGAUCGGUGGAGCAGCAACCGCAGCAGCAGCAGCAGCGACAGCUGGCCAGGGACGCCUGAGGGCUUCAGCUCAGCUCGUGUGGAUCCUGGACUGGGUACACCACCAGCAGGCGUGAGCAGCAACAGCAGCAGGAGCAACAGCAGCAACAGCAGCGACAGCAGCAACAGCAGCAACAGCAGCAGAAGCAGGAGUAAAGGGGCAGAGGAAGUGGUACUGCUAGAGAGAAGAACAACACAAAUAACCACCAUUACCACCAUUAGUGCACAACCAGAGGAAGGGAAGAGUACAGUUGUCCGCAGCAGCGAGGAAUGUACAGUAGAUGAGCUGCAGCAGCACUGGAGCUUCAGCAGCGGCAACAACAGCAGCAGCAACAGCAACAGCAACAACACCAGCAGCAGCAGCACCAGCACCAGAAGCAGCAGCAACGCAAACGCAGCAACAGGUACACAGACAGAGGACGGAUAUAUGGAGCAGAUUAACGCCUCAUUAGAUGAACGGCAGCAGCAACAGCCACACCAGCAGCAACAGCAACCGCAACAGAAGCAACAGCAACAAGAAGGCCUGCUGCAAAAGGCGCAACAACUGCCACAACAGGAGCAGCAGCAACACAAAGACCAUCAGCAGCAGCAGCAGCAGCAGCAGCCUACGGUUUGUGGUAGCCCGACCCCCAGCGUCAGCACAGCUGCUUCCUUGCCUUCUCCCCCUUUUGUCAGUCAACCUUCUGCAUACAAGCAACCGAAGCAGCAGCAAGUGCAGCAGCAGCAAGUGCAGCAGCAGCAAGUGCAGCAGCAGCAAGUGCAGCAGCAGCAAGUGCAGCAACUCCUGCAGGAGCAAGCAGAGAGGCAGCAACUGCAGCCGCAGAUGGAGCAGCAGCACGCCUACUCUGUUCCCAUUCCGGUGUCCCUGCCUGCUUGUGAACAGCAGCAGCAGCAGCAGCAGCCAGGGCUGCUGCUGCAUUCUGAGGUGCCGCUUCAGGCGCCUUCUAUUGCAGCAGACGGGUACGUUACUGCUGUUUUCCCCCCUUGGGUAUAUCCUGUGCAGCUACAGCAGCAGCAGCAGCAGGUAGCAGGAGCAUCAGUGCCUAUCAACUCAGCCGAUUAUUACGUGCUGCCCCAGCCGCUGCCCCAGCCGCUGCCCCAACCGCUGCAGCAGCCGUUGCAGCAGUCGCAACAGCAGCCGCAACAGCAGCCGCUGCAGCAGCCGCAACAGCAGCCGCAACAGCAGCCGCAACAGCAGCCGCAACAGCAGCCGCAACAGCAGCAAGACACGUGUCCGCUUCCGAAUGGCCUGCAAGAGGAGCGGCAGCAGCAACCAAGGACACAACGGCUUCUGAUGUCAACAGAAGCGCUGCAGCAACAGCUGCAGCAGCAGCAGUUGCUGCUGAAAUAUCAGCAGGAGCUGUUGGAGGCGCAGCAGCAGCAGCUGUGGCAGCAGCAACAGCAGCACCAACUGCUAAUGCAGCAGCAGCAGCUAAGGGCCCCCCGUGUAAGGCCGUUUUCUUAUAAUGCUGCAGCAGUAUCCUCAGGUAUAUUCGCUGGCCCCCCCGAUCCACUGCUGGUGACGAUGAGGCCUGCAGGUUCUCGCCGCGCUGCUGCGGCUGCUGCUGCCGCUGCCGCUGCUGCCGCUGCUGCUGCUGAUGCUGCUGCAGACGCUGCUAUCGCAGGAGCUGCUGAUGCCGCAAAAGAAGAAGCAGCAUCGCCAUUAAGCCCAACAGCUCCAAGCUUCUCUAGCGUUGCUGAGACUCAAGAGCAGCAAACAAAACCUCAAGAACAAGAAGAACAGCGACAAGGACAGCAGCAGCAAGAGCAGCAGCAGCAAGAGCAGCAACAGCAACAGCAGAAUAAGCAAGAACAGCAGAAGAUGCCCCGCGCGGCUGUUCGGCGUGGAGGUUCGCGCACACCCAAGCGUGUCAGCUGGGCGGAAAGCGAAGCAACACCAGCAGAAACAGCAGCAGAUACAGCAGCAGCAGCAGCAGCAAAUGCAGCAGCAGCUGCUGUUGUGUCCUCUCUUCCUUUUGGUUUAACAAAGCACCAAGAAGAAGAUAUUUGGCUCUCUCCCUCAACAGGCAGCACUGCAGGUACUCCUCCUUGUACAGAAGAAGAAAGCCCUGUAGCAGCAGCAGCAGCAGAGCUGCCUCUUUACUCAACACUGAAUGAAGUAUCGCCAUCAUUCGUGCACUAA
Molecule: messenger RNA, 3231 nt
Organism: Eimeria maxima
Lineage: Eukaryota; Apicomplexa; Conoidasida; Eucoccidiorida; Eimeriidae
Exons: 1
Coding region: 1-3231 (1076 amino acids)
Source: RefSeq, a predicted model, not a curated record